AUGCAAUUCUGCUCCAAAGCACAUGGGAAAGUUCCCACAAAGAUAAAACCGUCCUGGCGUCUAUAUAAAUAUCUAGACUUCCUCUUCUCAAUAAACGACAGCACAGGAGAAAGCUGCACUGCUUCCAUUAGAGAUGUCUAGAAUAUUAGCAGCGAUAUUACUCACCACUUUGCUGUGUGCAGCAUGGGCAGACGACUCCACGCUAACAUGUGACACUGCAGUCUCUGCAAAAUGCCCAGCCAAAGACCCACCCACACCUGUGUAUCUGGCUGAUCCUUCAGACUGCUCAAAAUUCUGUGAAUGUUCAGGAGGAACUGCCUUCUCCAAGAGCUGUCAAACGGGUACUCUGUGGGAUGACACUAUUGGCAUCUGCAACUGGGCUUCAAUGGUGGACUGUGGAGAUCGACCAAUCCCACCAAUGUAAAGGCAGACCAACACUGGAAACACAACAUGUGAACCUUUCAUACAGAGCUUGGGAAAAGUCAUGACCUUUCGUCUUAAACCAUUCUAAAUUUUACUAUGGUGGCAUUUACCCUUCAUUAUGGCCCAGUGCUAUUUGUUGCAAGUUUCAAUAAUGCUUGGUUUAUAGAGCUUGUAGGGGGUUGAGGAAUUGGUUUAGUCCUACUUUUGCAUCUCCUGUUUUUUUCUUCAGUUUUAUAAGAAUUAUAAAUAAUUUUCUCUAUUGUAUUUCAAUAAAUGUUUUCCACAGCA
Macrobrachium nipponense is the source of this 711-nucleotide messenger RNA. Its product is annotated as peritrophin-1-like. The record is from RefSeq and is a predicted model, not a curated record. Gene Ontology annotation, molecular function: chitin binding. NCBI's taxonomy places the organism in Eukaryota, Metazoa, Arthropoda, Malacostraca, Decapoda, Palaemonidae. Gene Ontology annotation, cellular component: extracellular region. The transcript is spliced from 3 exons. The coding region runs from base 134 to 424 and encodes 96 amino acids.